AAAAGCGUAUGUAAGUUUCAUUUUGAUUAGAUUAGUCUAAAUUCCAGCUGACAGCACUUUUCACAUGUCAUAUACUAAUGCUGAUAAAAGUAAUAUAAAUGCAUUCAUUUGAAUAUCUUAUUGGAUGACUUUAUUGGAUCUGGCUUUACAAGACGUAUAAAAGGAGAAUGCUGCAUUUGUAGUUGCAGUUAUAAAAUACAAACGGCUGAAUAGAAAAACGAAAUGUGCUAUGCAAACUUAUGUCAAGUGUAUGAAUUUAUUAUACGUGCAUUAGUGUGUUUUCUUACUUUUUAAAAGAUAUGGAAACAUUAAUUUCAACGAACACUUUCAAUGCGACGAUUUCUCUUUACGAUGAAGCUAAUCCUUCAGAAUUGUCGAUCAUCACAACUACUGUAGGACCAAAAUUUGCAAGACAAUGGAUGCGUUUUAAUAAUCAAACAGUUGUUAGCAAAGUACCUGAAGAAAUGUUACAUUUAAUUGAUACAUAUUGGUACAGGUUUCCUCCAUUGAAUCCAUUAUGGCAUAAAGUCUUAGGCCUAGUUAUGAUCAUAUUAGGAAUUAUGGGAUGGUGUGGAAAUGGCGUGGUAGUUUAUAUUUUUUUAAUAACACCCUCGCUAAGAACACCGAGCAACCUUCUUGUAGUAAAUCUUGCUUUCUCAGACUUUAUAAUGAUGGGCUUCAUGUGCCCUCCCAUGGUAAUUUGUUGUUUCUACGAAACAUGGGUCCUUGGAACAUUAAUGUGUGAUAUUUAUGCAAUGAUUGGUUCAUUAUGUGGGUGUGCUUCUAUAUGGACAAUGACAGCUAUUGCUUUAGAUAGAUAUAAUGUUAUAGUGAAGGGUAUGUCUGGAACACCGCUUACUAUUAACAGAGCUAUAUUUCAAAUUUUAGGUAUCUGGUUAUUUGGUUUAUUGUGGACUAUUUUACCUUUAGUAGGAUGGAACAGGUAUGUUCCCGAAGGUAACAUGACAGCAUGUGGUACGGAUUAUCUUACCGAGGAUUGGGGAUCUAAAUCUUAUAUAUUAAUCUAUUCUAUGUUCGUUUAUUACACUCCAUUAUUUACUAUUAUUUAUAGUUAUUACUUCAUUGUUUCUACGGUCGCUGCACAUGAGAAAGCAAUGAGAGAACAAGCUAAAAAAAUGAAUGUCGCCUCUUUACGAUCCGGAGAAAAUCAAGGCGGUAGUGCGGAAGCAAAAUUAGCGAAGGUAGCAUUAACAACAAUAUCAUUGUGGUUUAUGGCCUGGACACCAUAUCUUGUAAUCAAUUAUAUCGGAAUAUUCAAUCGUUCUCUGAUCACACCCUUAUUUACUAUAUGGGGUUCUCUGUUCGCAAAAGCGAAUGCAAUAUAUAAUCCGAUUGUGUAUGGAAUCAGUCACCCAAAAUAUAGAGCAGCGCUGAAGGAAAAGCUACCGUUUUUAGUGUGUGGUUCGACCGAGGAUCAGGCUGCUGCAUCUGGAGGAGAAAAAGCGGAAACAGAUGGAAAAUCUUAAAACAGUAAAAUGCUUCAAGGACGUGUAAUUGUAUAUAUACAAAGGUCUUUGGUAAAUCAACCUCCGUUUAAGUAUGAAUUUUUAUUUAAGGAAAUGUGCUCGCCUGGCGAUAAUAAUUAAAGCAAGCACACUGUUACUUGCAUGAUUUAUUUUGCUUUUAUAAAAUUAAGGUACAGAUACGACGCUCCCAUCACAUUUUACAAUAAUAGAAUAUGCUUAGUAAACACAGAGCUGUUGGUACAUAUGUACCUGCUAUACCAAAGUGACCAUGUAUAUUGCUACGCAAUAAAAUGUACAAAAUCAAAAUCAUCUUACCUAUGAAUUGAUGUUAAAUGACUCGCAUUGUGGUGAAAUGAGAAUCAUACAUUAAAUCAUAGGCGAUUCGAAUAUUUGCUGAUUUAAUACCGCGUAAUCCAGCAAUUCCGUAUAUGUAUUUAGGCAUUUUAUUUUCUUCUUCAUUGAAUUAGAUCUGGUUGUCAGGCGGCGGCGUUGUCUCUAAUUUCUGAACACAUUUUCAUUUUUAUUAUUUCAAUUUUUCAUCGAUCUUAUCUGGGUUAACGAUAAAAAGAAGAUCUCUGAACACGACAAUCGAUGUUAGUAUAUAUAUACAAAUCGUGUCUGCAUUAUUCUUAUUUAAUCAAGUAUUUAAUCGAUUAUGUGACCAUGCGUGAUAAUAAUUUUGAAAGCGAAAGGUACCGACAAGCUGUUUUACGCGUUUGCUUUUUCGCUGUCCGCGACGGUGGUGGUUGUCGACGUUGCGUCUGCGGGUGGUGCCGGGUUGGCGCACGCCAACGAAGGGAAUUUCUCAAACAAUGCAGCUCGAUACUUCGGAUGACUGGAAAAGGAUGAAAAUUAAACAGACCCCCAGAUGGUGAAAAGCGGACUGAUCUUAACGAGUUCGAAACAUCCGGAGAAAUUGAUGACCAAGUAUGGUGUCCAUGCCAUGAACCAUAAAGAGAUGGUCAUAAGAGCGACCUAAAAAUCAUUAAAACGUUUUGUCGUUGAAUUGCUUGUUAGAACAGAAGAUCGAGAUAUACAUAUAUCUUUGUACCUUUGCCAGUUUACACUCGGCACUGGUGUUUUGAUUCUCCGACGAUCGUAGAGAAGCGACGUUCAUCUUUUUCGCUUGCUCACGCAUGUUCUUCUCGUGAGUAGCGACCGCCUGAAUGAUGAACCAAUAACUCCAAAUGAUAAGAAACAGGGGCAAGAGGUACACCCAUAUGCUGUACAUGACUAUGUAAGAGAUGGAGCUAAAAUCCUUGGUGAAGUAAUCGGUGCCACAGGCGGUCAUAUUACCUUCCGCCUAGCACAGGAGCAACGGUCCAUAUUAACGAGAAGAGCCAUAUGCCCAGUAAACGGAGGAGAGCUCCGUUAAUGGUCAGUGGUCUACCAGAUAACCCUUUGACGAUCACGUUGUACCUAUCGAACGCGAUCGCUGUCAUUGUCCAUAUGGAGCUACAUCCGAACAAGGAGCCCAACAUCGCGUAGAUUUGACAGAAAAGAGGUCCGAAUACCCAUGUCUCGAAAUAACAAUUGAUUAUCUAUCGAGGAAAGGAGAAUGCCGAUCGUCGUCGUUAGUUAAUUAGGAGAUCGAAGAAUUUCUAAUGUUUAACAGUUCGACGCACCAUAGGCGGAGACAUGCAGAACAUCAUUAGGAAGUCGCUGAUGGCAAGGUUGAUUACGAAUAGAUUGCUCGGCGUGCGAAGACUUUUUGUCGAAAGGAAUAUGUAAACGACCAUGCCGUUUCCCGAUACGGAGAUGAAACCAAGUAUACCGAUCACCAAGCCGAGAAUCGCGUGCCAUAACGGGUUCAGGGGUGGGUACUGGUACCAGUGAGCGUCGAUCAGAUGGAGCAUAUCCGGUGGAACCUUGUCGACCACCGUCACGUUACCAAACUGAUUACCACCUUGGCCACCCGCCCAUGAAUGGGCCUCGAAGAUCGGCCCCGAAACGUGAGGCAUUCUGAAAUCUGUAAACGUUAAAACGGCACACCCCUGUUGACACUGUCAUUCGAUCGGAUGAUCGAUCAAACAAACUUUCACAUUUUCUAACUUGGACCGAACGAAACACCAACACACUAUCUUCGCGACUCACCUGCGGACUACUUGGAGAAAAUCGUGGUAAAACGAACUAAUCCAAGCGCGCGUUUCAAUUACGAUUGGCCACGAUGAAUUCUUUAAAUUGAAUAGGAUUUAGGAAUAGGCUGGUUAGGUCCACUGUUGGAUGCGGCUCGUUCCAAACUCCUCCGACUUCCGUUUAAAUAUGAAUCGACCACUUCGCUCGGCUCUCCCAUAUGUACCCUUACGUCUGCUUUUCUUCCUAUAUGUCAUCGCGAUCUAAGACGACAAACAGUCUUAAGAAGGUCUUUAUUAAGUUAACGAGGAUUUAAGAAUACCUUGGUGUAUUCUUUAGUGCCGCACACAGAAACCUUAUAAAGUUAAAAUAAGAAUAAAACACGAAGAAUCACCCUAUCCUUUGAUACCCUUCUCCUAUAGCAAUCUUAAACUUGUAAUAGAAUCUUUGCAAUCUUUCUUACGUUAGUCGUUUGAAUACCUUUUAAAAACUGUCAAUGCGUUUUAAUCAAUUUUCUUCCCGCAUCGAUGUCUUUGUUCACGCGAAAGGGAGAAAUAUUAAAACGACCAUAUUUACGCAUUCGUGAUUUUUAUAGAUAUACAAGUUUUAUUUAGAUUUAAACUUUAAUAUGGUUUCAUGAUGUAACGAGCUUAUUAUAAUAGUGUGUAAUUUUGUUGUUCAGCUUUGGUAGACUCCAGAAUAGAGUUUCGUGUUUUCUUCUUAUAAGAAAAGGGGGUGCAGAUCCUACCUUUCAAACAUACACGUACCCUUAAUUUAUUUUCUAAGUUUAUUUAAUUUACAUUAUUCAUUUUCUUAGUUUAUUAUAUAAACUCAUAAGGAAGAUGAAA
This is a messenger RNA of Osmia lignaria (orchard mason bee), 4408 nucleotides long. RefSeq names its product long wavelength sensitive opsin 2 (gene Lop2). Gene Ontology annotation, molecular function: G protein-coupled receptor activity. Gene Ontology annotation, cellular component: membrane. NCBI's taxonomy places the organism in Eukaryota, Metazoa, Arthropoda, Insecta, Hymenoptera, Megachilidae. Gene Ontology annotation, biological process: G protein-coupled receptor signaling pathway; visual perception; phototransduction. The record is from RefSeq and is a predicted model, not a curated record.